AUGGACAGAGUCCAGUGCCUAGAACUCAUCCAAUCUUGCAAGAGCUUGGCUUUGGCUGAGGAUCUGCAUGCCAGUAACAGUGCCAAAACUGAUGAUGUUUUCCUGUGCAACAAGCUCAUCGCAAUGUACACGAGGUGUGGAAGCUCAUUGCACGCCAAACGAGUUUUUGAUACCAUGGUUUCCAGGGAUGUCUACUCUUGGGAUUUCAUGAUGAAUGCUUACUCGAAGUAUGGCAGCCUUGAGAAUGCAAAGGGAUUCUUUGAUUCGAUGCCCCAGAGAACUACUGUUUCUUGGGUUGCAAUGUUAAGCUCAUAUGCCCGUGCUGGGCAUCUAGAGGAAGCCGAAAAUACCUUUGCAAGGAUGCCAGAUGCAAAUACAGUGGCUUGCAACUGCAUGAUUGACGCGUACGUUCAUCAUGGAUUUCUUGAAAAGGCUAAAAUUUUGUUCGAUAGAAUGCCAAGGCAAACAUUAGUUGCUUGGAACACUAUGCUUGUUGCAUAUGCCCACAGAGGGCACCUUGUUCUUGCCAAGAGAAUGUUUUACACGAUGCCACUACGAGAUCUAAUCUCUUGGACGGCCAUGUUCAACGCAUAUGUGCAGAACGGGAUUGUUGAAAUUGCGAAAAAUUUUGUUGAUCUCAUGCCGGAAUGGGAUCUCGUAUCGUGGACAGCAGUGCUCACUGCGUAUGUGAAGAGAGGAAACAUUUCUGAAGCCAAGCAAACUUUUGAUCAGAUGCCGUUUAGAAACUUGGUGUCAUGGACGUGCUUGCUGGACGCAUUUUUACAGGUCAAAGACUUACAAGCUGUUAAAGAAACGUUCAGAGCAAUGCCGGAGCACGAUCUUGUAGCUUGGAAUGCAAUGCUCUCUGCAUGUGCCCAUCUUGGAGAUCUGCAAAACGCGGAGAUAAUCUUUGAAGCUAUGCCCGAACGAACAAUGGCUUCUUGGAAUGCAAUGCUUUCAGCGUAUGUGCAUGACGAUAAGUUAGAAGAAGCAAGAGUGAUUUUUGAUAGUGAGCCGAAACACGAUCUGGUUUCAUGGACAAGUAUACUGUGUGCUUAUGCCCAAAACGGGCAUCUGGAUGAAGCAAAGAAUAUCUUUGAAAUGAUGCCACAAAAGACAAUAGAGGCGGCAAAUGCAAUGCUCUCAGCUCUUGCACAAAAUAAGUACCUGUCGGAAUUUAGAGAACUUUUUGUAAAGAUGCCACAGCAUAGUACAAUGUCGUGGAAUGCUCUUUUGUCAGCAAAUGCACUAAACGGGCACUUGGAGGAAACAAGAAUGGUUUUCGACAUGAUGCCUGGAAAGGACCGGAUUUCCUGGAAUACAAUACUCUCAAUAGAGGCCCAGAAAGGGAUGAUAAGUAGAGCCAAGGAAAUCUUCCAGUAUGAAAUGCCAGAGUGGGAUGUUGUGUCUAGCACUGUAAUGAUCUCUACUUUCUCCAAAAGCGGCAAGUUUGGAGAGGCCAAGCAGCUUUUCGACACAAUGCCAUUUCAAGAUUCAGUCUCUUCAACAGCCAUGGUUCUCAACUUUGGCCAAAAUGGACAAGUAGAAGAUGCUAAGAGCUUGUUUGAAAGAAUCUCUCCGAAAGACAGAGAUGUUGUGUGCUGGAAUGUGAUGUUUGCAACUUAUGCCCAAAAUGGACAUCUUCUGGAUGCAAGGGAAGUGUUCAACGACAUGCCACGGAAGGACACAGCCUCCUGGACUGCAAUGUUGUCUCUCUAUGCUCAAACCGGCCACCCCUUGCAUUGUAGAAAGCUCUUGCUUGAGAUGCCCGAGAGGUGCUUGGUCGCUUGGAGCUCGUUGCUAGCCAGCUGUGUUUGUAGUGGUAACUUUAGUGAAGCAUUGGAUGCAUUUUACAAUUUGAGAGACGAUUGCUUUCUUCCGGAUGAGAUUUGCUUCAUGUCUGCCCUAGCGGCAUGCAGCCAAGUAGGCAAGGUUUAUCUUGGUAGAUGCUUGUUUGUGUCUAUGAGGGUUGACUAUGGGCUGCAAGCAUUGAAGCAGCACUACAGUUGCAUGAUUGAUCUCUUGAGCCGUGCAGGGCAUUUGCGUGAGGCUGGCGAGUUGACAUCAUGCAUGCCAUUUGUUCCAGAAGUUUUGGAGUGGUGUUGUUUGCUUAAUGGGUGUAAAAUCUACGGCAACCUUGAGUUGGGAGCCUUUGCUGCUAAGCAUGUCACAGAGCUGGACCCAAAGCUCAACAUGGCAUAUAUUCUCACGGCCAAUGCUUUUUCAGUCCUAGACAUCGUGAUCUUUCGCUACGACGAACUACCCAGAGUGCUUGAAGUUACGUUUUUGUUUGCUUCCAGAUCACAAUCGUACAAGAAGCGUGGGGCUGACGGACUUAUCCAGGACUGGCGCUGGCCACUGCCGAAUUUGCCUCCAUGA
Messenger RNA from Selaginella moellendorffii, 2379 nucleotides. RefSeq names its product pentatricopeptide repeat-containing protein At4g02750-like. Lineage: Eukaryota; Viridiplantae; Streptophyta; Lycopodiopsida; Selaginellales; Selaginellaceae. Gene Ontology annotation, molecular function: protein binding. The record is from RefSeq and is a predicted model, not a curated record. The transcript is spliced from 2 exons. The coding region runs from base 1 to 2379 and encodes 792 amino acids.